AUGGAGUUCUGUUCACAGAAUCUGCGGAAUAUUGUUGAAGUGAAACCACAAGUAUUUGGUCGACAAUCAGGAGAAGCCAUGGAUUGUGUCGAGAACGGUAGGUUUAUUAAGUUAUGUGACUUUGGUUUGGCUGUCGAGCACCAGAGAGUGUCUCAGAGUCACUCCAAACAUAAGGGAACUCCUAAAUAUAUGGCCCCAGAUUUGGAUCAAUCAAACUCAACACAAUUCCGAAGAUUUGGUGCCAACCCUAAGAGGGUGUCGAGUAGUAUAUCACGUAAUACUGAGUCUAAUGUCUCGACCGGAAGUAUACGUAGUAUUCGCGAGAAGUUUGAAAAGUUGUCCCAAAAUAGCAAAACUGAGAAAUAA
Molecule: messenger RNA, 366 nt
Organism: Oppiella nova
Lineage: Eukaryota; Metazoa; Arthropoda; Arachnida; Sarcoptiformes; Oppiidae
Source: the annotation of a GenBank genome assembly